Labeo rohita (rohu) is the source of this 6578-nucleotide messenger RNA. RefSeq names its product E3 ubiquitin-protein ligase rnf213-alpha-like. NCBI's taxonomy places the organism in Eukaryota, Metazoa, Chordata, Actinopteri, Cypriniformes, Cyprinidae. Gene Ontology annotation, cellular component: nucleolus; cytosol; membrane. Gene Ontology annotation, biological process: ubiquitin-dependent protein catabolic process; sprouting angiogenesis; negative regulation of non-canonical Wnt signaling pathway. The transcript has 40 exons. The annotation marks the transcript as partial. Gene Ontology annotation, molecular function: ATP hydrolysis activity; ubiquitin-protein transferase activity; metal ion binding. The record is from RefSeq and is a predicted model, not a curated record.
AUUGCAGCUAAAAGCGAUUACUCAGUUGCUCCUCAAGCAUGCUGCUACCAUGCAGCUGAUGUCUUCAUUGGCUACCACUCAGACACCUGUGCCUCUGUUGUCCUGCAAGUUACAGAACAGCUCAAAGGGCAAGUUUCAGAUCCUUUGAAGUCAAUCUUACAUGAGGCUAAACUGAUCCUUUUGAACUGUGCUACACCAGAUGCAGUGGUUAGGCUAGACAGCACUUCCUUCCCUAAAGUAGAAACUGAGCAGCUGUCAAAGGUGUACUUCGAAGACCAGAAGCAUAGCUCACUUGCUGAUGUCAUCCUUUCUCAAAUACAGCAAGCAGGGCCUAGCCAUGCCUUUUUCACAGAGGUAACUACAUUCUCAAGGCUUCUGACCGCAGCAGACACUGAACAGCUACAGAACAUAGUUCAAAACAUUGAGCUCCUCUCACUACAGCAGUUUGACAUGGAAAACUCAUUCCUCACAAAAAUCAAGAGUUUUUUGGAAAACACCACUGGAGACAGGAUACUUAUCAUUCAAACCAAUUUUGAUGAAAGCUCCCAAAGUGUAAAUUUCAUUGCAUCUGCAAAAUAUUCUUCUUUUAAUGAAAUCAACAAAUUCCGGAAAGAGUCAGAAGGAAAGAUAUUUGUGUUCUUCAUCACUAAGCUACCCAGAAUGGAUGGUGGAACUUCCUAUGUUGGAUUUCAUGGUGGCCCGUGGACAUCAGUCCACAUUGAUGACCUGAGAACAUCGAAAGACAUUAUCUCUGAUAUAAAAGCCUUGCAGUGCUUGACCAUCAGCCAGUUGUUUGAAGAUAGAGCAGAGAAAGCAGACGAGCCUGAAGCUAUGGAGGUUGAAGACUUGCAUACAGAAGAUGAGAAGAUGGAACUGGAAGACAAUACUGGCUGGGAGAAUGUUUUAGACACCAUCUUGCUGGUUCGUAGCUGUGUUCAGAGUGCCGUUGGCAUGCUAAGAGAUCAGGCAGAGGCAGGCACCCGCAGCACCAAGAGAAUAGAGAUUCUGCUAACGCUCUUGGCUGACAAUGACACUCUACACACUGAAUUUAUCAAAGUUUUAAAGAAACGACUUCAUUCUCUAUUGAUGGCACACGAUGAAAACACAAUCUCUGCCAAGAGCUGGGUGUUCAAGGAAGCGCUAAAUAUUGAUGCAUUGCAAGAAGGUGGGACUUUUAGACAUGCCCUGUGGAGACGAGUUCAAGCAGUAGUAACUCAAUAUUUUGCACAACUUGUCUCAAUUAUUGACCGUGACUGCAAUCUAGACCUCUUGCUGGACAGGAACUCUGAUGAAUCCUUGAAAAAAUUGUGGCUGGACAUUUUUGGAGAUGUCGAGUUACUGAAUGUUCCUCACACAAGACUGGAUUACAACCCAGAGAAGACGAUCUUGGUUCAGAACCACAUUGCAGUUAACAGGAAUGUGGGUUGCUCAAUGCCUUUCAGCUGGAGAAUUAAGGAAUAUCUAGAGGAACUCUGGGUACAUGCUUUGCAGCUAGAAGGACACUCUCUAGAGCAAUUUGAAGAGUUUUUUUGGAAGAUCCCAUUGGGCAAAUACAUCUAUGAAGCAACCCAAGAGAUGCAGAUGGAGUUUUUUCACAGGUAUCUCAGGGAUUUCAUCUCCAUGACCAUGAAGGUAACAUCAGUGGAGAAUCUUGAGCUCUUAUGUGAAGCCCUUACCUGUGGUGUAAAUGAGCUUAGAUGUAGUCAGGAGAUGCACGAGAGUGCCGUCAUUUCUCUGCCGUGGGUUCAUGCUGCCUACCAUCACUUCAAGAACCGAAUACAGAACCUCUACAGGAUGAUUAGUGUAGAGCCACAGAUUGCUCAGAUGCUUCUAGAUAACAGAUGCGACAGAGAGGAAACAGAACUGACGUUAGACGUGUAUGUUGCUAUGGCCUGUAUUGAAAGCCUGGAGCCCCAGGCUUUAGAUGAAGAUGUUCAAAGUGUGGCUUGGCUUAGGCGUGUAAAAAAGCUACAGGUGCCAAUUGAGCUGGUCUGCUGUGAGGAGAACCUGCGCCACUGUGGAGAGAAAAGCAAACAGAUUGUCAACCACAUCCAACGUGGCUGGCGUCGCAUAUACUCUCUGGCCUUGUUUGUGGAGCACAUGCUGCUGGGUGUCGAGGAUGUGCAUUUAAAGCUCAGGCCACUGGUCCUAGAACACAUUAAAUGCCUAGCACAGGUCCUGGAGCAUGACUCAGACCUCAAAAAGAAACAGCCGUUUGAGGCAGUGAUCACCAUACUCAAAGCUUGCAAAGAUGAAGCAUCCCAGAGCAUCUUUAGGUUUGGCAAUCAGCUUUGUCCAGUGUGCACGGGAGAUCCUCAGGACCCUUUGAGUCUGCCCUGUGACCACAUCUACUGCCUGACCUGUAUCAAAGAGCGUCUGGUGCCCGGUCAGAUGCUCUGUCCUCAGUGUCGCUGUGAGGUGCCUGAUGACUUUGAGCUCAAGGCCUCUGAGACAAUACAGGAUCUUAUCAGUCAAAAUGCAUUGUUUAGAAAGCGAUGCAAUGCUUUCUUCAUUGAGCUGGUGUCCACCAUGUGCUUCAAGGACAGUAUUCCUCCCAGCGAGGACGUCAUCCACCAUUUGUUGUCCUUCUUGAUGGUAGAGGCCCGCUCGCUCCCUCAGAUUAGAGGGAGAGACCAGAGGUUCUUGACUAAGGCUCUUUCUCCCUUUGAUGACUCUGUGGAUAAAAAUCCAGUGGUGCGUUCAGUGGUGCUGAAACUCCUGCUCAAGUACAGCUUUGACAAUGUGAAGCACUAUCUUCAGCAGCAUUUGACAGAAGUUGAGCAAAGCAGCAUCGUUCAGGAGACUGAUAAAACCGAGCUUUAUUCCUUGCACAUAAAUUGUUUGGAGGACUCGAUGUAUGAUCGGACACAAUGGCACUCUGUGGUGGAGCAACAGACCUGUUUGGAGGAUGAAACGCACUUUCUUCAGGAGUUCCUUCAGACUGGCUCUGUGUCUGCACACACUGUAUCUAUAGAGCACCUGCAGCAGGUGGCCAGAGUUCGACUGUGCCUGGAUAUGGCUGCUGACCUGUGCUUCAACAGAGCGACUAGUGCUGGUGCACAGGAUAUUUCUACAUCUGUUACCCCAGCAUUUUUGAACAGCGUGACUGAUCUGUGCCGUCGGAGCAGUAAUGACUGGUACAGGGUUUACCUCAUCAGAAAGAUCUGCAGUCUUCAUGGGGUUGAUUAUGUCCAGAAACUUCUGCCACAGGACGAGUACAGGUGGCUGUUUCCUCAGGAGAUUCUUGAUUCGAAUCAAGAUGACAACAAGAUUGACCGCUAUCUAGCAUGUGGACUGGACUACAAAACUAUUAGAGAUGAAGUAGGCAAAGCCAUGCUGGAUUGCAACAUGAAAAGAAUAGAGAAAGCCAUUGAGAAUUGCAAUAGCAAGCCUAUGAAGAAAGCUGUUUACGUGCUAAUGGCUUUGGUCAGAGAAGUAACCUUCUUGUACAGAAAUGGAAACCCCAGCCUGCACCCUACACCUGAGCAACGUGCUGGCCUUGAAGAUUGUAUCAGAAGCACAGACAUCUUUGUCAAUGAUGAAAUGAAGGCAUUUGCUGCAGCGCUGGUGAAUAAUAAUCUCGGUGAUCUGCGUGUACGACCUCAGCUGUCAGACAGUGAGCUCCUUCUGGUGGAGGUUACAGUUCACAUGGCUGCAGUCCUGUUGUGUGGAAAUCUGCCUUUACUGCAGCCACUGCAGCAGCUGGCACUGUCCCCGAACAACAUGACGGCUUCAUUCAUCCCAACUAUGCCGGAUGACAUGUUGGACGUGGCCCGACAGGUCUUGAAACAUGAAACGGCAGGCGUCAUGUUGUAUACCUGUCCUAAUGGUCAUCCAUGCAUCGUUGGUGAGUGUGGUCGACCCACACAGGUUGGCCGCUGCAUAGAGUGUAAGGCAGAAAUAGGCGGCACAAACCACAAUCCUGUUCACGGCUUCAAAGCCAUGCAGAAUCAAGGGGACCGUACUCAGUCGGGACACAUUCUGGGUGACGCACAACGUCGGGACCAGCCUGACAUGCAGGACACUAAAAAUAUGUCACCUGCUCCCUUCGCUCUUGUCAGACUGCUCACACACAUGUCCAUGCUGCUGGGAGCUCAAAAAACCCCACAGAGCAUCAAGCAGAUCAUCAAGCCUGCUGUGCCAGAUCCUGGGCCGUUCCUGAUGGCCCAUCUUUUGAAGGACAUGGAACAGCUGAGCAAAGUUCUGGGUAAGGGACUGGACGAUACAGUCAGUACCAUCCAUUUGACCAUCCACAGUCUACUGGAACCCUGUCAGCCCAGCCAGUGGCCUGCUCCUUAUGACAAAAACCUUUCCUCUAAAGAUGCAAGAAAUGGAUGGGAAAAUGCCAUGAAUACUGACGUCAUUACACAUCAGCUGAAGGUUCUGGAGCAACAGCUAAAGGAAGUGAAUGAUUCCAUCAGGAAAGAUGAGCGAGUGUCUUCUAAUCCAGUGAUGAAGAUGACAUUUGGGAAACCAGAGCUUUUCCUGCGCUCUUUGCCCCAGAACUCCCUCAUCCAUAAUUCAUCCAUCUGGAGCUGCAGGAGGAAGGUCUCAUUGUUGAGUCUUGCCCACACUGUGGAGCAGAACAAUGGCCGUGACACUUUACCUAUACUCUGGAGGUUCCUUCAGAGGGAAGCAGAACUACGGCUGGUAAGGUUCCUUCCUGAUAUCUUGGUUCUCCAGAUGGAUUUGGUAAAGAAGUUCCAGAACAUGACAGACCCAACCUUCAAAACCAUAGGAGGGUUCCUGGAUAGCCAAAAAGAAGUUUCACUAGCUUGGUAUAAAAAGCACAUAAACAUCUUCUUGUCAACAUGGAACCAACUCAGGAUGUCUCUUGCCACCACAGGAGAGAUAAAUCUGCCAGCUGAAUACACACAGAAGGAUCUGGGUCUGGACACUGACCUGGAGGUGCUGCUGCCACAGAGACGUGAUCUGGGCCUGUGCUCCACUGCCCUCGUCAGCUACCUCAUCGCCCUUCAUAAUGACCUUGUGUACACUGUGGAAAAACACACCGGAGAGGAGUCUGGUUACACGGUAAGCCCAGCUGACCUGACGGAGCUGCAUGUGAUCCAUUAUGAGUACGAGCGGGACCUGCUGCCGCUGAUCCUGUCCAACUGUCAGUACAGCAUGGAGCGCCGACAGGAAACACUGAUGGAGUACAACCUGCCCAGCAUUCAGCAUCAGAUCUUCACCCGCUUUCUACAGGGCAAACCUCUCAUAACCCUUAAUGGUAUUCCGACAAUGGUGAAGAGACAGGACAGAAAUUAUGAGAUCAUAUUUAUGGAUGUGAAGGGAAAAGUUCCACAAGAGCGGCUGCAGGCUCUUACACAACACAACCUGGUGAAGGAGCUGCAGUCCUACAGUGACGUGUGUGAAGCGCUGUCCACGGUUGAGCUGGCGCUGGGUUUCCUCGCCAUGACCGGGGGAGAGCCACAGGUGCAGCUGGACACUUACUUGAAGGAGGUGCUACAGAUGUCUGACAACAUGGCCCCACACGUCCUCAAGGCAUUGGGCAGGUGCGGUCUGAAACACUGUGUGGCGCUGUGGCAGCUGCUCAGCUCUCUCAAAUCAGAAACCCUGCUUCGCCUGAAGGGGGACCCUUUUAAAGACAUCAGUGAGGAGUACAAACAACCUCUGCAGGAGGAACACAAGAGCCAGCUCACUAGUUUUUUGACUAAAUCCAGCGCUGGUGCCUUCCUGUUGGAGAUUCAUGAAUUUCUGCUUUUAGUGCUGAAGAAACCAAAAGACACAGACACUUUCAGGCCUGACUGGGGUCUGAAAGAAACGGUUGUGUCCUACAUGGAGCGUAAGGGUCUGGACGUUCCUCCUGAGGUGGAAGAGUUCUUCCCUGAAGAGGUUCUGCUCUCGCAGUGCAUCGAAAUGUGGAAGUUCUCUGCUCUUCUGAGACACGGAAGAAAUCAAAAUUAGAUCCUGGAUGAAGUACUUCUGUUUUCUUACCCAAUCACUCAUAUUAGAUAAAGCUUAGUUUUGAUUUACAAAUGAUAUAUAUCUAUACAUCAGUUGCUCAGUACUGACGUUUUCGCAUGUUGAUUUAUUUUGCCUUGUCUUUUUUUGCACGUCGAAGAAUUCGCUUGCUCCACUAAUAUACAAUACUGACAGAUCUUGAUUAGAAUAUUUUAGCGCACAAAGUAUCUCUCUAGGAUAGUUAGCAAGAAUAGUACAACUUAUUACAAAGUUGCAGACAACUGUUUAACCAUUCUUUUGUAAUGUGUUUACUUGUGUGUACUCUUACGUACAUAUAAACUCAUUUAAGUCCUGACUCGAGGGCCUUUAGCAAUCACAUCCCUCUCACUCCACCACUUCACUUUCUUGCUUUCUAUUCCUAUUUGUCUGACCUAAUGGAUGAAAUGCAAAAAAGAAAAAAAGAAAAUAAGUGUGUUAUAGUAUAUAUUUGGGACAUUGUUCAUCAAAAUGUUUUGGUAAAAAUGUCAUUAGAUUGUAUAUUAAAAGGUGUUCCAUACAAAUCAUUUUCAGGGGUUUUAUUCUUAAUUUUACGAUUUCUAGCAAUGUUUCUAUGGACCAGCAUGUUUGCUGCAAUCAAUCAAUGCAAAAUGUUC